GGUGUUCUGUCAAAGAAAACCAUAUUUGCAAGAAACAAAAAGCAAAAAAAAGAAAAUCUUAAUUUACGGUUUGGCCCAGAUCCAACACUCACUCCUUAAUUAGGCUUUUGUUUCAUUGGUUCUCAACCUCAACCUCUGCUCUGUUUCUUAACCACAUUUUGCUUAUUUUAAUAUAAUUCUGUUUCUAAAAUUUCUUCUCAACAAAACUCAAUCUCUCUCUCUCUCUCUCUCUCUCUCUCUCUCUUUUUGUGUUCUUCGCAUUGCGGCACUUGAAGUGCCACUUAAAUUUUUUGAAAUAAAAUGUGUAAUUUGGUUUGAUUCAGAUCAAGUCAAUCUUACAGUGAUUAUUACUGUUUGCACUGCAUUGUGUGAAAUCAAAGAGAGAAAAAAAAAAUGGGAGAGAAAUCGAGGUCUAGAGGAUGGUGUGGUUGGAUCAUUGUUCUGAUAGUACUGGCUGUGGUUGUUGCUGCGGUUGUGCUCACAAUAAAGAAGAAAUCGAAUCACUCCAAUGAGGCUGCUCCGGUGCCUGGUCCUCCCGGAGCUCCUGUUAAGAAAUACGGUGAUGCUCUCCAAAUCGCUAUGCAAUUCUUCGACGUUCAAAAAUCCGGUGAGUUGGUAGAUAACAAGAUAACUUGGAGAGGGGAUUCGGCUCUAAAAGAUGGAAGCGAAGAAAAUUUAGAUCUGUCAAAAGGAAUGUACGAUGCUGGGGAUCACAUGAAGUUUGGUUUUCCGUUGGCCUACACUGCCACCAUGUUGUCUUGGGCCAUCCUUGAGUAUGGAGAUCAGAUGGAUACAGUGAAGCAGUUGGAACCAGCUAAAGACUCACUCAAGUGGAUCACCGACUACCUAAUCAAUGCUCAUCCUUCAGCAAAUGUUCUCUACGUUCAGGUGGGUGAUCCUGAAUCGGAUCAUAAAUGUUGGGAGAGGCCUGAAGUAAUGACUGAGAAGAGGCCACUCACCCAGGUCAACACAUCUUCUCCAGGAACUGAUGUUGCAGCUGAAACUGCAGCAGCUAUGGCUUCAGCAUCUCUGGUGUUUAAGAAAAUUGACUCCAAAUAUUCAAGCACGCUCCUUACACAUGCUAAACAACUGUUUACUUUUGCUGACAAAUAUAGAGGUUCUUAUAGUGAGAGCAUCCCAGAUGUCCAAACCUACUACAAUUCAACAGGAUAUGGAGAUGAGCUCUUAUGGGCAGCUAGUUGGCUCUAUCAUGCUACAAAGGAUCAAAUGUACCUUCAGUAUGUGACUGAACAAAAUGGAAAAUCCUAUGCUAAUUGGGGAAGUCCAACGUGGUUUAGUUGGGAUAACAAGCUUGCAGGAACACAGGUUUUGCUGUCCAGAAUAAUCUUCUUUGACACCAAAGGCCUCUCAGACUCUAGCCAAUCUGGUAUUCAAAUGUACAGAAUGACAGCUGAGGCUGUCAUGUGCGGUCUCCUAUCAGAUUCUCCAACAGCCACAAGCAGCAGAACCGAUGGUGGUCUUAUAUGGGUCAGUGAGUGGAACGCUCUGCAGCAUCCUGUGGCUUCUGCAUUCUUAGCUGCCCUUUACAGUGAUUACAUGCUUACAAGCCGGACUGCACAUCUCAAAUGCAAUUCAAAUUCCUUCUCCCCAGCAGAUCUUCGGAAAUUUGCCCAAUCUCAGGCUGAUUAUGUCUUGGGUAGCAAUCCUUUGGAAAUGAGUUUCCUUGUGGGGUAUGGUGAUAAAUACCCAAAAUAUGUGCACCAUAGGGGAGCUUCAAUCCCGGCUAAUGCAAAGACUGGCUGCACUGAUGGCUUCAAGUGGCUUAAUUCGACUGAUCCCAAUCCAAAUGUAGCAAUUGGAGGACUUGUUGGCGGGCCCUUCAAAAAUGAAACUUACAUCGACUCUCGGAACAACUCCAUGCAAGGGGAGCCAACCACAUAUAACGGUGCUCUCAUAGUUGGCCUCCUAUCGGGUUUGGUCACCACGUCUUCAGCAGUUCAAUCCUUCUAUUAAAGCUGCUUUGGUACAUAAUUACAAGAUGUUUGUAUUAUAUCUAGCCGUUUGCAUUACCUGGUUCUGUGCAAAUAUGUGAUUUUUGGCUCGGUUGUUCUGAGCUUUCCUGCUCAAUUUGUUGUAGUAAAUGUCAGGUGUAGUUCUUUUCUUGCAGAGUUGCAGUGAUUACUUAACAAUUCGUUAUUGCCUCUAUUGUUUUUUCUUUUUCUUUUUUUAUUCUAUCUUUAAGAAACGUAAUGGAAAGAACAAGAGUAUUAGCAUAUACUCCA
Molecule: messenger RNA, 2243 nt
Organism: Quercus robur (English oak)
Lineage: Eukaryota; Viridiplantae; Streptophyta; Magnoliopsida; Fagales; Fagaceae
Product: endoglucanase 2
Exons: 6
Coding region: 394-1974 (526 amino acids)
Biological process (GO): carbohydrate metabolic process
Molecular function (GO): hydrolase activity, hydrolyzing O-glycosyl compounds
Source: RefSeq, a predicted model, not a curated record